Messenger RNA from Phragmites australis (common reed), 4383 nucleotides. RefSeq lists its product as uncharacterized. NCBI's taxonomy places the organism in Eukaryota, Viridiplantae, Streptophyta, Magnoliopsida, Poales, Poaceae. Bases 202 to 3729 code for a protein of 1175 amino acids. The transcript is spliced from 4 exons. The record is from RefSeq and is a predicted model, not a curated record. Gene Ontology annotation, molecular function: DNA binding.
UUCAACGGCCGCCUGGCUCACCCGAAACAGCUCAGUGUGAGUGGAGCCUCAGUGUGAGUGGCGACCAACCCGAUACACCACUCGUCUCCUCGGCGAGCGACACGCUCGGAUCGGUCCCCUCCGCCGCCGCCGCCGCCGCCGGGGGUCGCCUCAUCCUGCUCGAAUCCCCAACCGCGACCGCGCCCGGCGGAGCAGCAGGCAAUGGCAACGGAGAUGCUCCCCGUGGUGGACCUCCGCGCGCUAUCGCAGUCCGACCUGGACGCGCUUGCCGCCGCCUCCGCCCACGCCGUAGCCCCGCGGAGCUGCCCCGACGCCGACCCCCUCCCGCCCCACAAGAUCGACCGCGCCGUCUUCAAUGAGAGCGCGGGUUCCCGGAAGCAGACCUUCUCCCGCCUCCGCCUCGCCGCCGCCUCCUCCUCCUCCGCGUCCGCCCACCCCACCUCCCCUUCCUCCGCCCCGCCGUCCUCGGCGCGCAACGACCCCGAUAGCCGCCUCGUCGCCUACCACCUCCGCCUCCUCUUCGCCCCCGACGACCCUUCCCUCCCGCCACCUCCCGAGCCCCAAACCCUAGCCCUAACCGAGACAUCCCCUUCGCCGCCGCGGUCUCCGCCCCCCGACCCCGACCGGGAGACCACGAACUCCAAGGGGAUCUCUGUUGACCUGGUGAGGCUUGCGGGGAUGGUGGACCCGUACGACGCGGAGUUGCGGAGGCGUACGGCCGGGAUGGUCUCGGAGACUGAGCUGUUUGGGUUCAUCGCUAGCGUGGCGGGGCAGUGGGUGAGUCAGAGGCGGCGGAGGAAGUUUGUGGAUGCGUCGUUCUUUGGGGAUCACCUGCCCCGCUGCUGGAAGCUGCAGCUUGGGCUCAAGCGGAAGGAGCGCACCGCCUGGGUGCACUGCUUCAGCUACGUGAGCCCCAAGGGAAAUCAGUUUUCUACUUGCAAGGAAGUUUCUGCAUACCUUAUGUCACUUCUUGGGUAUCCAGAAGCCAAAACAGUCACUAUUCAGUAUGACAGCACAUCAGAGCAUCACUUAUGUGCUAAUGCUGGUGAUGAUAAUGCUUUAGGUUCUCAACAUCAAAUUGGUUCAAGUGUAGACAACCCAAAUGUCGUGCCAGUUGCCUCUGAUACUUUUUCCAGCUAUGCCAGUGAUUCGCAGGAUAAGAAUGUGAAGAAUGUAGACAUAUUAAAUGCUUAUGAAUGCCGGAAAUGCAAUUUAACCUUUUGUGAUCGGAGUGCCUAUGCACAGCACCAUUUGUCAUCUCAUGAAAUGAGUGCUAAGAGGCGCAAGACUGGCAAAUUUGGUGAACCAGUAGUAGGCAAGGAUGGGAAAUUUGAAUGCCCUAUUUGCCAUAAGAACUUUGCAGAGGAAUCACGGUACUUUGGCCAUGUUGGAGCCCAUGCAAGGUAUCAAGAGUUAACUCCCGAGGCACUCUUAGAUAAGGCUUGUUCAGGAAAAGUAGUUAGUGAUUCCUUGGCAGAAAUUUCAUUUAGCCUUCAGGAGUUGACCGAAUCACCUGGACAGAACAACAAGAUUUCUGCUGGCGAGGCAGGCUUUCAGCACCACAAUCGUUCAAAUGAACAUGGGUGCAAUAACUCUGAAGUUACCGAGCUUUUUAGUGCAAAUUGUUCAGAUAAUUUCAUUAGGCCAAUUGAAGCUUGGCGUAGGCCUGAAGAGAUUCAUCUCAUUACAGAUGCUCCAAGUGUAUGUGGAUAUACAAAUGAUAUACUGGUUCGCUGUGAUGUAACAGUUCCAAAAACAGCCUCUAACUCCAACGAUCAACCUGAUGGCAGCAUUAAUGGCUUUGCUGAAGUGACUGUGUUUAAUGAUCAGGUGGGAAGUGACCAUGUUUUCAGACCUACUACCCUUCGGAACGCCAAUCAUUAUGAGAACCAAAUUAUUGAUCAUGGAAUGACUGCUCCAAAGCAAAUCAGUAACACUGUGAAAGCAAGGGAUGUCAAUCUCAAUUCAAGCCUAGACACAAUAUCCUUCCCUAUUGCUAGUGCAAAUAAUGAAACAUCAGCUGCUCAUAACGAAGCUAAUCGGUCAUCCUUCUCUGCAAAAUGCAUUACUGGCAGCUUUAAUAAUAAUGAUGGUUCAUCUAGUGUUUCGUCCUGUUCUGGAUCAACCUAUAAAAUAUCUAGUUCCCUUGGCACAGCAAACAAAACCUCUAUUGCUUCCUCCAGAUGCUUCAGUGCAAGUUAUGGUAAUGAUAAUGGUGCUGUUGAAGCUAGCAUUUUCGGUAACAAGAACAAUGCAGUGGUAUAUCAGUCUGAUUUGGGCAAGCGACCUGUCUCUCCUGUGGCAACUAAGGCGGAUUGUUUUGUUUCCAGUUCAGUGCAAUCAAAAAAUAGCGAUAAAGAACGUGCAUCCAAUACAAAGGAACGAAUGGAUAACAUGACGAACAGAACAAGUAAUGAAGUUGGAUUCGGUGCUGAAGCUUAUAAUAAUGAUAUCUUUACCGGUGGUGUCACUGAAAGGGGUUUUGCCCAAUUCAAUAACAGCUUUACUCACAUAAAACCUAAUGCUUCUAGCCAUGGUUCACUACCUGAAUAUAACAUUAUGACAGCCAGUAACUUAAUCAAGGGAAGUGAUUUCAACUGCAUGAAGGGUUCCUCGGUUAAUAGAAGUGAUAUCAACAGCACGAAGGGUUCUUUUGUUAAUAGACCCAUCGGCAACAAUGAACCAAAUGUUCCUAUGCAUGAGGUGAUUGGAAAGUCUACUAACCAGAUGCAGAAUCUUUAUAACAAUUGUUCUUCUGGUUGUAACCCACUCGCUGCAUCUAAUACUAGUCGGAAUGUCAAUGUUCCUAUUUCUAUGCAGGCCAAUUUCGGUACCAUGUCCUCUGUGGUCCAAUCUGUUGGUGAUGUUCCAAUGAGCAGUACAACCCAAGAUCAGUGUGAUUUGCAUCUUGGAUUUGGUGCCCAUAAGCAGCAGAUAUUUUCUAGUCAAGGAGAGGUUACAUCGGCUGCAGCUGGAUCCCCUCAGCUGGGGAGCAUCGCCAAGAAUAAUUCUUUACCCACCGGAUCCUCACAGUUUGGGAGCAUGGCCAGACCUAGAUCUUUCCCAACUGGAUCCCCUCAGUUCGGGAGCUUUGCCAGGCCUAAUUUAGUUCCUGCUGCAUCCUCUCAGUUUGGGAGCAUGGCUUCACCUAAUUCUGUACCUCCUGCUGGAUCCUCUCAGUUUGGGAGCAUGGCUCGGCCUAAUUCUGUACCUCCUGCUGGAUCUUCUCAGUUUGGGAGCAUGGUUCGACCUAAUUCUGUACCUCCUGUUACAUCUUCUCAGUUUGGGUGCACGGCUCAGCCUAAUUCUAUAGCUCCUGCUGAAUCCUCACAGUUUGGGAGCAUGGCUCGACCAAGUUCUGUACCUCCUGCUAAAUCCUCUCAGUUUGGGAGCAUGGCCGGACCUAAUUCUGUAACUCCUGCUGUAUCAUCACAGUUUGGAAAAAUGCCCAGUCAAAAUUUUGUGAGCACACCUGAGCCAACUCUAGUGUUGGGGUAUGCACCACAGAUGGGAAGUGGCCCUCCAGCCCAGUUAGGAUGGGAUCUGUCCUUAUCAAGAAUGGUCAAUGGAGGCAUGUUCACAUGUGUUUGUAUAUGGUGCAACAGCCAGUUCCAUCAUUUUGGCCCCGUUGAUGGGCCACAGACUGGUUCUUUUGGCUUCAUUUGCCCCACAUGUAAAGAUAGGAUGUCUGGUCGUAAUAUGCCCAACCAUGGUUCGUGGCAGCCUUGAGGUGCAGCGGCUGGCUGUUGACCAUCUCUUACUGAAUCUGAAUAAUCUUGCUCGGGUUUUUGUUCACGUGUCUGCCGCGGGUUGAAGGUGAGUGGACUAUCAUGAACUGGUCUGUUCCAAAGGUGAGUGGACUAUCAUGGAAUGAUGGCACAUCCAGUAGACUACUUGAGAUCCAUUUAAAGAGUAAGUAAUGUAUGGUGCACUCCUGGAAGGUUGGGUCUUGAGAUAAAGAGCAUGCUGGGAGCUGGAUUGUAGUGGAGACUCGAGAGGAUAUGCAAGUUAGCUGCUGCAAGAGGCUGAAGUUUGGGUUCUUGCUGUUCUGCAAUUUCGCCAAAAAAAAAAACAAAACAAAGGGGGAACAUGAAGAAUGCAGUUAUCUUGGCUCCAAGUAUCAAGGAGGUAGUUGCACAGGUAAAGCUUUGAUUGUUAGAGAACAAGUUGGCAAGUCAUGUCAAUUCCUAGGGCAACUCGGAUUUUAUCCUGUUUGAGCUCUAGGUGCGAUGGGAAUGCUCUUUGUUAUCAGUACUAAAUCUUCUACUUCACUCCAAUGUCUUAGUGGAUCUGUGAAGUACGCCUUAGCUCAGGCAGAGCAGGCAUUCUUUCAAUUGUAGUUACUUUUCCCCAAUCCGGGGAAGCUUUGUCAAUUUUUGCCUA